ACACGACUUAAGUAGAACUUUGAAGUAUUUUUUUUACCUAAGUACUUUACACCACUGUGUGUAGCAAAUGUAAAAUAUGUUUUGAUUGUAUACUCAUUACAAAUAUGCACUAAUCAAUCAACUUCCCCACUCCAGUCCGCAGAUGGCGAUGUGAGUCUUUAAGGCGUUGCUACCAGCGUGACGUAUAAUCUAGUGGACGGGACGGGAAGUUGUCAGCCACCUCCGUAGCUUGUUAGCCGAUAUAGCCGAGACGUAUUAGCUCUUUAGACUGUUUCGGUGUAUAUUGGUCCCUGUGUUUUAAACAUACUUAUUUCGUAUAGCUAGUUUCCCCAUUUAAUUAAAUAUAUACGUUGUUAAGUUAGUAGCUAGCUGGAUUGCUAAAUUAGCUUAGAACCAGGCUAGUCGUUAAUGCUAACUAGCUAACAUCCCCGACCAUGAGCUCACUAAGCUACUCUCCUCCUGCUAAAGAAGAGGUCGGCUGGAUGGAGAAAGAAGCUCUGGGACUGAACAUUGUCGUGAAAGAAGAAGCGGAGGAUGUUUCAGUAAAAGGAGAGGAAGAAGCUUUCAGAAUGAAAGAGGAGGAUGAGGAGGUUAUCAGUAUCACAUUGGAAGAAGAGGCUGAUAAUGUUAGAAUGAAAGAAGAGAAAGAAACUUUUAGAGUGAAAGAUGAAGAGGGGAUAGAGGCUGUCACAGUGGAAGAGGAGGAGGUAGAAGCUUUCAGAAUUAAAAAGGAGGAAGAGGAGGAUGUUAUAGUGAAAGAAGAGAAAGAACCUUUUGGGGUGUCAGAGGAGGCUUCCUUAAGAAAAGAGGAGGAGGAAGACGUUUUGGGAGUGGAAGAGGAGACUGAAGAUCUGAUUAAUACCAGAGAGAGACCAGAUUCUCACUUUGACAGCGGGAAGAGUCCUUCAGGGGAACCAGACCCAGAGAAGAGUCUUUCAGGAGAACCAGACCCAGAGACGGGUCCUUCAGGGGAACCAGACCCAAAGAAGAGUCCAUCAGGGGAACCAAACCCAGAGACAUCCAAACCAACAGGACUAUACCACUGUUCCCUCUGUGGAAAGAGUUUUACUAAGUUACAGAACCUAAGAGUGCAUGAGAGGACACACAGAGGAGAAAAGCCUUUCCACUGCUCUCAGUGUGGAAAGAAGUUUACCCGUUUAGAGAACCUGAAACAGCAUGAUAGAAUACACAGAGGGGAGAAGCCUUACCAUUGUUCCCAUUGUGGAAAGCGCUUUAGGUCGUUAGGCACCCUGACAACGCAUGAGAGAAUACACACAGGAGAUAUGCCUUACAACUGUUCCCACUGUGGAGAGAGUUUUAGGUGGUCAGGGAGCCUGAAAACACAUGAAAGGACACACACAAAAGAAAAGCCCUACCAAUGCUCCCUGUGUGGAAAGAGAUUUACAGAGUUAGGGUCCCUGAAAAUACAUAAUAGAAUACACACAGGAGAGAAGCCUUAUUACUGCUCCCAAUGUGGAAUUAAUUUUACUUGGUUAGCGAGCCUGAAAACACACGAGAGAAUACAUACAGGAGAAAGGUCUUACCACUGUUCCCACUGUGGAAAGAGCUUUAGUGGGUUAGUGAACCUGAAACAGCAUGAGAGAGUGCACACAGGAGAGAAGCCAUACCAAUGCAACCUGUGUGGAAAGUAUUUUACCCUUUUGGGGAACCUAAAAGUGCAUGAGAGGACACACACACAAGAAAAGCCCUACCAAUGCUCUCUGUGUGGAAAGAGUUUUACCAAGUUAGUUGGCCUAAAUAAGCAUGACAGGACACACACAGGAGGAGAUAAGACCUACCACUGCUCCCAGUGUGGAAAGACAUUUACCCGGUUAAUGUACCUGAAAGAGCAUGAAACAAUACAUACAAAUACACUCGAGAAGAAGACAUACCACUGCUCUAAUUGUGGAAAGACAUUUUCCCAGUCAGAGGACCUGCAAUCACAUGAGAGAAUAGAGAGGCUGUGUUCUGACUUAUGUUUUUGACUGAGAAUUUGUGUUUUUGUUUAUGCCACAUGAAAGCUUACUUAAAAAUAGGCUUACAGUGGCAAGAAAAAGUAUGUGAACCCUUUGGGAAAUACCUUGAUUUCUGCAUAAAUUGGUCAUAAAAUUUGA
Messenger RNA from Salmo salar (Atlantic salmon), 2114 nucleotides. NCBI's taxonomy places the organism in Eukaryota, Metazoa, Chordata, Actinopteri, Salmoniformes, Salmonidae. The record is from RefSeq and is a predicted model, not a curated record.